UAAAUAAAAUAAAAAUCUCUCCAAUUUUCUUCACUCUACACAAUCCUGCGCACUCCAACUUUUCCCCGCGGCGCACGUUAUCCUACCCCACCAAACCUCCUCCGCCAUGGCCUCCGGCACCACCCACCGCCCGCAGCAGCCCAAGCUCUACGACCUCGACGUCACGAUCGUCUCCGCCAAGCACCUUAAGAACGUCAAUUGGAGGAACGGCGAUCUCAAGCCCUACGUCAUCCUCUGGGUCGACCCGGAUCGCCGCCAGGCCACCAAACCCGACGACUCCGGAUCCACCCGACCCGUCUGGAACGAGCGCUUCGUCCUCCCCCUCACUCUCCCCCUCCGCGACUCCGCCCUCACGCUCGAGGUCUUCCACUCCAAGCCCUCCGAGACGCCCAAACCCUUGGUUGGCGCUCACCGCUUCGACCUCCGAGAUCUCGCCUCCGAAUCAGCUCAAUCGUCGAUUCAACUCAGGAAUUUCGAACUCCACCGCCCCUCCGGCCGCCCCCACGGCAAGAUCCGAGUGAAGAUCGGCUUGAUCGAGCGCCCCGUGGAAAAUUACCAUCCUGCCCCCGCCCCCGCCCCCGCCCCCGCCCCUGCCUCCAAUUACUACAAUUUCUCCGCUCCUCCGCAGCCGAUGCCUUACAGAGGAUACUCUCCUUCUCCGUAUUCCACUCUCCCGCCGCCGUCGUCGUUUUCUCCGCCUCCGCAGCCUUAUUACUCCUACUCGGAUCCGCAUUCGGGGUACUAUUCUUCCUAUUACUCGCCGCCGCCGCCGCCGCGUCCUUUUCUAGAGCGGCAGCCGAGUUAUGGUGGAUCGGUGGCAUCGGGGCCGAGCGCUCCGGUGGACUACACGCCGUAUGAUUACCAUAAACGGACCGUGGGGAAGCCGGGGAUGGGGAUGGGAACGGGAUUGGCGGUGGGAGCAGCGGCAGGAGCUCUAGGAGGCAUGGCAUUGGAGGAUGGUAUUAAAUAUGAGGAAGAGAAGAUUGGGGAAAGGGUGGAGAAUGAUGUUGUUUUGGUUGCGAGGGAUGAUAAUCGGUAUGGGGAGUACCGAAGUGAUUAUUAGUUUAAGCUGUGAUUUGAUUUAACUAUUUGCUCCGAGUAUGUCUCUGUGUUGAAGUUUAUAUAUAAAGAUUGGGGUUUUAUGUUAAUUGUGCCUCAAUGGAGGAUUUGAACUGUGUGACAUUUGUGUGCUGAUAUAUGUAUAUAAACUUCUGGUGUUGCGAGGAGUAAGUUAUGCUCAUUUAUAGAAUCUGGUCUCGUUGGUUGUA
Molecule: messenger RNA, 1268 nt
Organism: Salvia splendens (bonfire salvia)
Lineage: Eukaryota; Viridiplantae; Streptophyta; Magnoliopsida; Lamiales; Lamiaceae
Product: formin-like protein 20
Exons: 1
Coding region: 107-1063 (318 amino acids)
Biological process (GO): defense response
Source: RefSeq, a predicted model, not a curated record